Molecule: messenger RNA, 1206 nt
Organism: Entamoeba invadens IP1
Lineage: Eukaryota; Evosea; Mastigamoebida; Endamoebidae
Product: ovarian-specific serine/threonine protein kinase Lok, putative
Exons: 1
Coding region: 1-1206 (401 amino acids)
Biological process (GO): autophagy; autophagosome organization; peptidyl-serine phosphorylation
Cellular component (GO): cytoplasm; autophagosome
Molecular function (GO): protein binding; protein serine/threonine kinase activity; ATP binding
Source: RefSeq, a predicted model, not a curated record
AUGAAUGAGGAGUGGGGAUGUUUAAUAGGUCUUGGCAAUCCGUCGAUAGCACUGCAAGAGGAAACGACAACAAUUGGUCGAGUCCAUCAAACAUGUCUUAAAACACAAACGCGAAUUAGUUCUUCUCAUUGUGUGAUUUCCCAUGUGAAUCUUCCCGCGUACUCAGUUACUAACAUCACCGACACGUCAUCCAAUGGGACUUUUUUGAACUGCCAGCGCCUCAAUAAAAACGUUGAAACGACGUUGUCGUCGUUUGAUUUUGUACAGUUCUUGGACUCAACACAAAAAGAAGUCCAGCGCUAUAUCUUUUAUGAGAAGAGUGCAGAGAACUCCAAAUUUCUUAAGAAUUACGAAUUUGAGAAUUACAUAGGGGCAGGGUCAUUCGGGGUGGUCUAUUCAGCACUCAAUAAAAUAACAAAGGACCUCGUCGCUAUUAAAAUCAUCUCAAAAAGUAAAGCCGCAGACUCUUUGGAGUUACUAAGACGAGAAAGUGCGACGAUGAAGACUAUCUGUCACAUUCACGUUGUAGCAUUCCAUCAGGAGGUCGAGACUGAAACUCACUUUUUUAUAGUGAUGGAGUACGUUCCUGGAGUUUCAUUAGAAAAAGUGUUUGAGUCCAAAUUGAGUGAUUUAAAACUUUCGGAUGAUCAAAAAAUUCUUUUUCUUCACGAUUUUUUUGAAUUAAUGCGGGACCUCCACGCAAAAAAUAUCGUCCACAGAGACUUAAAGCCUGAGAAUAUUAAAAUAGAAAUUGUCAAGCAAAAAUACGUCACUUUUAAAUUAAUGGACUUCGGGUUCGGAAAAGAGGCUGCAGAGUUGACUACUACACUCUGCGGAACUCCUAUGUAUGUCGCAGUCGAAGUCUAUACGAAUGCAAUGACACAAGGCUCACACCCUUAUAAUGCUAAAAAAGUCGACGUGUGGAGUGCUGGAGUUAUUGCGUAUCAGUUAAUAACUGGGAAACACCCUUUCAUUAAGUCCGGCGAGUGUGUUAAAGACUUUUUUAAUCGUGCAAAACACUCGACUUUUGUGGAGUCAAACGAAUUCAAAUUGUUGGACGAUAAUUUUAAAGAAUUGUUCAAAGAAAUGUUAUGCGCUGACCCAGAAAAAAGACCAACCUUCGAGCAGUGUCUCAAACUUACCGUUUUUGGAAGAAAAAGGGAAUGUGAAAGAAAUGAAAAAAGUCCAUUAAAAAAGUGUGAAUAA